Hyaloscypha bicolor E is the source of this 1040-nucleotide messenger RNA. RefSeq names its product monosaccharide-P-dolichol utilization protein. NCBI's taxonomy places the organism in Eukaryota, Fungi, Ascomycota, Leotiomycetes, Helotiales, Hyaloscyphaceae. The transcript has 2 exons. Bases 92 to 949 code for a protein of 285 amino acids. The record is from RefSeq and is a predicted model, not a curated record.
AUUUUGCCCUGAUCUCGUUGAUCAACACCACCCCAACUUCAUCGCGACAGUAACACUACUUCCCAAGACACAACCUCACACAGAUCUCAAGAUGGAUUCCCUUCGCAGUGCUCUCCAACCUAUCACGCACAGCCUCCCCGCUCCCAUCCACGACCUCGGCGUCUCUAUCCUCGGCGAGACAUGCUACAAAACCCUCCUCCUCGAUAUCGACCUCUCCUCCACCGACUGCAUCAAGCUUGCCAUCUCCAAAGGCCUCGGAAUUGGCAUCAUCGCCGCUUCCACCAUCGUCAAGGUUCCGCAAAUCCUCAAGCUCAUCAACUCUAAGUCCUCCGAGGGCAUCUCCUUCCUCUCCUACCUCCUCGAGACCUCCGCGUACCUGAUCUCACUAGCAUAUAAUGUGCGCCAAGGAUUCCCGUUCAGUACUUAUGGCGAGACGAGCUUGAUUAUGGCGCAGAACGUAGUGAUUGCGGUGUUGGUUCUGCAUUACAGCGGCAAGCAGAGCGCGGCUGCGUUGUUCGUUGCGGGGCUGGCAACGAGUGCGGCAACGCUGUUUACGGAGGGGGUUCUGGAUAUGAAAACGCUCUCGUAUCUCCAGGCUGGUGCGGGCGUGUUGGGUAUUGCGAGCAAGGUCCCGCAGAUUGCGGCUGUUUGGCAGGAGGGCGGAACUGGACAGUUGAGCGCGUUCGCGGUGUUCAACUACCUCGCUGGUUCCCUCUCGAGAAUCUUCACAACGUUGCAGGAGGUUAAUGAUAAAUUGAUCUUGUACGGAUUUAUUGCGGGCUUUGCGCUCAAUGCGGUCUUGGCUGCGCAGAUGGUAUACUAUUGGAAUGCGCCGACGAAGAAGUCUACGAAGGGAAAGCAGAAGGAGAAGGUUGUUGUUCCGGCUCCCACCGGCUCUACGACUGCUACGCCGAAGGGAAAGAAUCCAACGACCCGCAGACGUGGAUAGUUGGACUUCCGCGUGGUAGACUUCAGUUUUUUGUUUCUCGACUCCUGCAGUAUGCGGUCGCAGUCUGGUAAUUUAAUGCGCAUUCAAGGAU